AUGAAGAACCGAUAUGACUAUACAAAAUCAAAGUUUGCAGCCUGGUUAAAACUUAAAAGCAAAACCGGCAAUGUUUAUGAUCCUAUAACAAACACAUUUAACUUAUUAGAAGAAGAAUGGCAAACUGAGAUCAAGUAUUCUAUAAUAUUUUUCACACAUUCCAACAAAUUCGUAGAAGCUUUGCAAAGAGCACCACUAUCUUACCCCGAGCUUUGUAUUCAAUUGUUUGAGGGGUCUACAUCGAAUGGUUUUGACAGUUGGGGGCCAUCUUCUACACUUCCUCACCCUAAUGAGGAAGUGUGCGAGCGGAAUUUAAAUGGUAUUGAGGAUGUCGAGUGCACUCAGGUGGAGCCCCCGACUCAAGGCGUUAGUGAGGAGUCAACUGUUCGGUCUAAAAAAAGAGGAGAGAAACGAAAAGAAAAGGCAGCAGAAGAUUCGGCGCUACUAGAAGUUAGAGACUGUAUUACGAAAGUGGCAAAGAUUUUGAUCGACAAACAUGAAAGUGCUGAUAUGGAUGCAUGUAUGGAGAAGUUGGAAACAAUGGGAUGGGAAGAAAAAGAUGCAAAACAUCAAACGACGCUUUUGCUUUUUGGUGAAAGUGUUGAUAUUAGGAAAGUUUGGUUAUGA
Molecule: messenger RNA, 627 nt
Organism: Helianthus annuus (common sunflower)
Lineage: Eukaryota; Viridiplantae; Streptophyta; Magnoliopsida; Asterales; Asteraceae
Exons: 2
Coding region: 1-627 (208 amino acids)
Source: RefSeq, a predicted model, not a curated record